AUGGCUGUGCCACCGCCAGAGCGGCUAUUCUCGCUGGAGCUGCUCGUAGAGUGGGUGCACCUUGAAGCUAGGGUGCUGCCGUCGGCCAUAGUUGCAGUGGAGGAGGAGGAGGAGGCCUCGCCGCCGUCGCCAUCGGGCUCCCUCUGCCCCGCGGUGGCCUUCCGUCUGCUGGACUUCCCCACGUUGCUGGUUUACCCUCCUGGCGGCCCCGCCACGCCCGCCCCGGAAUCCCGGCCCGGCGUGGUCAGCUUCGGUCGCGGCAAGUCCUGUUUCUUCCGCCUGCACCCUCCCACCCUGCACCGCCUGCUCCUUAGAACCCCGCUUUACGCGCUGCUCCUGCAGCUGCACCCUGGGCGCCCAACUCCCGCCCCGCAGCUCCUGGGUAGCUGUGGUAUCUCGCUGGCCGCUGCAGUACGAAAGGUCCUGGGCCCGACCGCGUUCGUCUCUUCCCAGGGUCAUCGAGGAAGCUACCCUUUGUUCAACCUAACGGGGGAGCGGAUUGGGGACAUUGCACUGGGGUACCGCUUGACUGACCUGGGGAGCUGCUUGCAGGGUCAUCUUGAGCGGCACGUCACCUCCACCGGAGGCGGACUGGAGCGGGUAGAGGGGCAAAAGGCAUGCGAGGUUAGUUCCCAGCCCCUGCAGGAAAAACAACAGCCAAGGCAGGUAACCGCAGAGCUAAGCUCAGGAGAUGAUAGGCACCUGGUGGAUUUAAAAAUCACAAAGGCACAGAAGGAUUUAAAGGAAAUAGUUUUCCACCGUGAUGCCAGCUCUGAUAACAUGGGUUCUGUAGAAAAGGGCAAAACCAACCCUGUUGUUAUUUGUUCAAAUGCUAGCAGUAGGAGAUGUAAUAGCCCCUUAAAUCAGGAAGUCACAGAAUUGGACAUUGAAACCAAUACAUUUUGCCCUCCUCCUCUGUAUUACACUCAUUUGACCCAAGAAAAGAUGCCUCCUGCACGGGGUAAAAUCACAUUUGUGCCACAAGUUAAUAUGCCUGAGGAACUGCAUGGUAUUUUUCAAGAAGAAAAAGUUGUAAAUCCCCCAACACAUACUAGUCCUUUAAAAUACGUGAGUACCACAACAAAUGAGAGUCCUUCAGUGCUUAUGAAUCCUCCAACACAUAUUCAGGACAUAGGAGCAAGUAAUCAAACUGCAUGUCAUCCUCAAACGGAACAAAAUAGAAUUAAUACUAUCAGGCAGCUGCCUUUGUUAAAUGCUUUGUUGAUUGAGUUGUCGGUGUUAUACAACCAACCCAUGGCAAGCCCUACUGAUAUACAUCCUCAUCUAGCGUGGUUAUAUAGAACUGAGGAUAAGAAGGGACCAGACUCUUCUGCCAAAUUCACAUGUAAAUCUGAAUCCAAGAAGGAAGAACUUUCUGUAGAGGAAAAGGAGAAGUCAGUAAGCCUUCACUACAGAAAGAAUCAAGUUGAACGUCUCAAAAAAGGUAUAUGUUUUGAAAAGAACAGUGCUAUCCCCCAAAAACAAGUUCCAAGGGGAAGACUACUUUAUGGUAUAACGAAUACACUAAAACUUCGUUUAAAGCAGACAAAUCCUGAUAUGUUGGUAGUACAUGAAAAAAGAGAACAGUAUAGAAAAAUGCAAGCACAAAUGUUGGGUACAAAACUCAGAAUCCCAUCAUCCAAAGUUAAAGUAUUAAGCUAUGCAAAACAACUUCAGAAGCCACAUCAACUACCUGAAGAUCAGUGUUUAGAUUCAGAUGCAUCUUUUGCUGAAAAUACUGAUACUUCAAGGCAAAUUAGUGGGGUUUUUGAUGACACUAGCCCAACUAAAGAAACUAAACUAAAAUGUGCAACUGAAAAAAAGACAGUUGAUAAUAGUGAAAACAGAACCAAUAGUGGUUCAUUGGAAGAAAUAAAUGCUGCGAAGUCCAUUGUUUCAGAAAAGUUUACUCAGACAAAUAUUUUAGAAGGAAAAGUGGAGAAGAAAGUCCAGAGUCCAUGUGUUUUCCAACAGGAUGCAAUUGACAGAAUUGUAGUUGAUAAAGAAAUAACUAAUAGGCAGAUCAAAACCACAGAUAAUGACGUGCUUAUUGCUGAUAUAAGUGAAAAUAAACUAAGUAAAAAUAGUUGCUCUGAAAGCAUCUCAGAACUGAAGUAUUCAGAUGACUUUACCAGUCCUUGUUAUUCUGAAGAUUUCUGUACCACUGAGGACACCAGCAGAAGUUUCCAAGCUCAUGACAGCAGGCCAGAAAAUCCAAAACGUUGUCAAUAUACAAGUAAGUCUAGUGAAGCAAGAUCAUCCUUAAGGAAAAAUAGCAGUGAAAAAAGUUCUAUUCUUAGCCCACCUUUUUCAGCUGGAUCACCAGUGCACUCAUAUAAAAGAUGUCAUAGUUCAAAGACUCGGCAUAAAAGUUUUGAGGAAGCCUGUAGUAUCUCUACCAGUGAUUUAUCUUCAUCACAUUGGACUGAGGAAGAAGAAAAACAGGUAGACCAAAAUAGUAUGCAUAAUUCUAAAGUUAUAAAGAGGGAUCAAAACAUCUCUAUUAAACUUAAAAGAAAAACUGAUUGCAAGUCUUUAGAAAAAAGUCAGUCACCAAGGACAUCUCAAGUGAGUUCUUAUCUGCCAUCUAAUUUGUCAGAAUUAGAACUUAAUGCCCUGGAGGGCAGUACAUCAGAUCAGUUUGAAGAAGGCAGUGAUGAAGUUGGUUCACUAAAUAUUUCCAAGCAAUGCAAAGAUAUCUGUGAAUUAGUAAUAAAUAAACUUCCAGGAUAUACGGUAUAAAACUGAUGUGCUUUUAACAACUAUGAAUAUUUUUUAUAAUCUGUGUACUGCUAAUGAAAAAAAAAUUAACUUUCUACAUUAUUUUAACACACAUUAUGUAAAUAAUUCAAGAAACAGAAAUAAGUUUAUUAUUCGUUUGAUAUUUAAAUAAUAUUCUACCGAUAAAUCUGACAAUGUUGAUCGUGAAAUCACUUUAUAA
Molecule: messenger RNA, 2941 nt
Organism: Trichechus manatus latirostris (Florida manatee)
Lineage: Eukaryota; Metazoa; Chordata; Mammalia; Sirenia; Trichechidae
Gene: MAP10
Product: microtubule associated protein 10
Exons: 1
Coding region: 1-2742 (913 amino acids)
Biological process (GO): mitotic spindle midzone assembly; positive regulation of cytokinesis; cytoplasmic microtubule organization
Cellular component (GO): mitotic spindle midzone; cytoplasmic microtubule; midbody
Molecular function (GO): microtubule binding
Source: RefSeq, a predicted model, not a curated record